GGAAUGGAAACGGAGUCGAGGGGGGCGAUACUUCGUCGAGAGCAGAGCUCCAUCAGUAGACUCAAAUCACCCAGUAGUAGGUUAUACAGCCGUUAUUCCCCUUUUCCAGCCAAGUGACUAAGUGAUAGGAGAAGGAAAUCUCUGGCAUAUAUAUAAUUGGAACAAUCGUUGGCUUUAUGCGGGGAAAAUGCAACCUUCAAGACUUAAAGGAACGUGAUGGGAAGAGCAUAUAUAUAUACACAUUUUUUUUUUACAGAAUAUUCUAACUCGACGUCCAUUGGAGGAAAGCAGUUAAUGUUUAUAGCUCUGUGCUUCGUCAUCAUUCAACGUUAGAUUUUUGUUUCAUGGACCAUUUUCUAUAUUAUUAGCCUACCAAUACAGGUCUAAUGUCUUAGUUUAGCACAUGAUUUAGCUGUAGAUAGGUCAGCUGCCUUUACAGGCACAGACUAGAUGGGAUUCAAUGGUUUAAUGUUUUUUGAUGGAUUCCUUGUCCUUUAGUAAGUAAGUAGCAAGACAAUCUAAGGUAGCUGCUGGUCCGAGAAUUGUGGAUUUAUUACAUUUUUCAGCAAAACCGGACGUCUAUGGACAUUUGUUCUUCAUCGGCGAAAUGAGUGUAUGUUUAAUUAAACCAAGCACAUGAACGGCGUCUAAAUUAAGGUCGUGUUCAGAGGGGUGAAAACCGACGUUGAGAAUAUUCCCCGACAAGGAGAAAUACAAUUUAAUUAAUAUUCUCUGGAAUUGUUGCUGUCCACCACAAGGAAAUGGGAAGCGAGGUUUUUACGCCGUUGCUGGAGCAAUUUCUGCUCACGCCUUUGGUCGCCUGGGUUAAGGCGGCUGGGCAUUCAUCUGGAAACGAUGGCACCAAACUAUCGGAAUACAUUGAAUUAGUGGAUGGCAUUUAUUUAAACGAGAUCAUGCUUGAGAUAAAUCCUAAAGCCACUGUUCAAAGAACCAACAAGAAGGUGAACAAUGACUCAACACUGCGCAUACAAAACCUCUCCAUCCUGAUCCGACAGAUCAAGUCCUAUUACCAGGAGACCCUCCAGCAGCUGGUGAUGAUGCCUCUCCCCAAUGUGCUGGUGCUGGGCAGGAACCCUCUCAGUGAGCAAGGACUGGAGGAGAUGAGGAAGCUUUUGUUGCUGUUGCUUGGCUGUGCCGUCCAGUGUGAGAAGAAAGAGGAGUACAUCGAGAGGAUCCAGACCUUAGACUUUGACACAAAAGCUGCCAUAGCAUCUCACAUCCAAGAGGUGACCCACAACCAGGAGAAUGUUGUGGACCUGCAGUGGCUGGAUGGGGGCGAGCUGCCCCCAGAGGACCUGGACUCCUUCUCCAGGAACAUGGCCUUCCAUCUCAAACGCAUAGUGGACGAGAGAGACGAUCAGCUGGAGACCAUUGUGGAGCUGACCCAGGAGAGGGACUGUGGACUGUACUCUCCCCAGCCGUUCUGUGCCCAGUCGCCCAACGACUCGCCCAGCAUGCGCCGCACAGAGAGCCGGCAACACCUGUCUGUGGAGCUGGCCGACGCCAAGGCCAAGAUCAGACGUCUGCGCCAGGAGCUGGAGGAGAAGAGUGAGCAGCUGCUGGACUGCAGACAGGAACUGGACAACAUGGAGACUGAAAAUAAGAGGGUUCAGCAAGAGAGCCUGCAGUUGUUGUCGGACGCCCGUUCUGCCAGGGCAUAUCGUGACGAACUGGACGCUCUGAGGGAGAAGGCCGUCAGAGUGGACAAGCUGGAGAGUGAAGUGGGACGCUACAAGGAGAGGCUCUACGACAUUGAGUUCUACAAAGCCAGAGUAGAGGAGCUGAAGGAGGACAACCAGGUUCUGCUGGAGACCAAGGCCAUGCUAGAGGACCAGCUGGAAGGAACCAGGGCUCGCUCUGACAAACUCCACGAGCUGGAGAAAGAGAGCCUGCAGCUCAAAUCCAAGAUCCACGACAUGGAAAUGGACCGGGACAUGGACAGGAAGCGUAUUGAGGAGCUGCUAGAGGAGAACCUGGUCCUAGAGAUGGCCCAGAAACAGAGCAUGGACGAGUCUCUCCACCUGGGGUGGGAACUACAGCAGCUCUCCAUGACCCCUGACCUGACAGAGGUGCCUCAGAAGUCCCUGGGCCACGAGGUGAAUGAGCUGACAUCCAGCCGGCUACUGAAGCUGGAGAAGGAGAACCAGACCCUGCUGAAGACUGUGGAGGAGCUGAGAGGUUCUGCCAGCAAACACGUCCCUGCACGUCUCCUCAAGGCCGACAAGGAGAACCAGAGGCUCACCCAGAGGCUGGUGCAGCUGGAGAGUGAGCUGAACACAGAAAGGGAGAGUCUGCACAGUGCAGAGCAUCUUGGCACCGACCUGAUGAAGGAGAAGGCUCUGUUGGAGAAAACCCUGGAGACGCUGAGGGAGAAUUCAGAGAGACAGGUGAAAGGCCUGGAGCAGGAGAACGAGCAUCUGACCAAUACCGUCUCGUCGCUGAGGCAACGCUCCCAGGUGGGCCCUGAGGCGCGGGUCAAAGACGUGGAGAAGGAGAACCGCGUGCUGCACGAGUCCAUCCGGGAGACCAGCUCCAAGCUCAACAAGCUGGAGUUUGAGCGUAAGCAGCUGCGUAAGGACCUGGCGGUGUACAAGGAGAAGGGCGAGAGGACAGAGGAGCUGGAGGUGGAGGCGCAGCGGCUGGAGAGGGCGAACGAGGCCCUGCAGAAGCGAGUAGCCAGCCUGGGCAUCACCUGUGACAAGGUGGCGUCUCUGGAGAAGGAGAACGCAGAGCUUGAGGCAGAGGGCCGUCGUUUGAAGAAGAAUGUGGAAGGCCUGCGGAGCACCUCCUUCCAGCUGGAGGCCCUGGAGAAGGAGAAUACCCAGCUGGACGAGGAGAACCUGAAGCUCCGCAGGGCUGCAGAGGUGCUCCGCUCGGCCGGGAACAAGGCGGCUCAGCUGGAACUGGAGAACCGGGAGCUGGAGAGCGAGAGGAGCCAGCUGAAGAGAAGCCUGGAGCUGCUCAAAGCCUCCUCUAGGAAGACGGAGAGGCUGGAGGUGAGCUACCAGGGCCUGGACACGGAGAACCAGCGGCUGCAGAAAUCCCUAGAGAACAGCAGCCGCAAGAUCCAGCAGCUAGAGGGGGAGCUGCAGGACGUAGAACAGGAGAACCAGAGUCUGCAGAGGAGCCUGGAGGAACUGAAGAUCUCCAGCAAACGUCUGGAGCAGCUGGAGCAGGAGAAUAAGACUCUGGAGCAGGAGAGCUCUCAGCUGGAGAAGGACAAGAAGCAGCUGGAGAAGGAAAACAAGAGGCUGAGACAGCAGGCGGAGAUCAGGGACUCCAAGCUGGACGAGGACAACCUGAGGAUCAGCCACCUGGAGAAGGAGAACCGCUCACUGGGCAAGGAGAUGACCUCCUUCAAGGACUCCUGCAACCGCCUUAAAGACCUGGAGAAGGAGAACAAAGAGCUGGUCAAACAGGCCACUAUAGAUAAGAAGACCCUGGUCACUCUGCGAGAGGAACUGGUGAGUGAGAAACUGCGGACGCAGCAGAUGAACAAUGAUCUUGAGAAACUGACCCACGAGCUGGAGAAGAUAGGCCUUAACAAGGAGAGGUUGCUGCAGGCCGAGCAGAGCUCUGACGACGACAGGUACAAGCUGCUGGAGUUCAAGCUAGAGUCCACUCUCAAGUCUUCUCUGGAGAUCAAGGAGGAGAAGAUAGCUGCCUUGGAGGCCAGGCUGCAGGAGUCCUCUAACCUCAACCAACAACUGCGCCAGGAGCUUAAAACGGUGAAGAAGAACUAUGAGGCCCUGCGACAGAGGGAGGAGGAGGAGGAGAGGAUGGUGCAGAGCUCACCCCCCAGAGGAGGGGACAGGGAGGACUCUCAGGCCGUCAACAAGUGGGAGAAGGAGAGCCACGAGACCACCCGGGAACUGCUCAAGGUCAAAGACCGCCUCAUUGAGGUGGAGAGGAACAAUGCCACGCUCCAGGCAGAGAAGCAGGCCCUGCAUACCAACCUGAAGCAGAUAGAGAACCAGAGCAGUAACCUGCAGGCCCAGAUUCUGGCUCUGCAGAGACAGACUGCAUCUCUACAGGAGAACAACACCACACUACAGACCCAGAACGCCAAACUACAGGUUGAGAACUCAACGCUGAACUCCCAGAGUGGCGCUCUCAUGGCCCAGAAUGCCCAACUGGCGACGCAGCAGUCCAGUACGGAGAACGAGAAGGAGGGGGCGAUGAGGGACAGGGAAGACCUGAGGUCCACCUAUGAGAUGCUGCUAAGGGACCAUGAGAAACUGGCUGCCCUGCAUGAGAGACAGGCCUCCGAGUACGAGGGCCUCAUCGGCAAACAUGGAGGCCUGAAAAGUUCCCACAAGAGUCUAGAGUCACAGCACAGAGACCUGGAGGACAGGUAUAACCAGCUGCUGAGGCAGAAGGAUCAGCUGGAGGAGCUGGAGAAACAGCUGAAGUCAGAGCAGGAGAAGAUGCUGUCUGAGAACAAGAGCCACGAGGCCACGGCUGCAGACUACCACAAACUGAAGGAGGAGAAUGAAAGGCUGAACAUGGCACACCGUCAGCUGGUGAAGGACAAUGAGGGCCUGCAGGCCGACCAUAAGAACCUGAAGAGCCAGAUGAACGGUGCCAAGCUGGAACAGACCCGCAUGGAGGCGGAGUUCUCCAAACUCAAAGAGCAGUACCAGCAGCUGGACAUCACCUCCACCAAGCUCACUAACCAGUGUGAGUUGCUGAGUCAGUUGAAAGGGAACCUGGAGGAGGAGAACCGUCACCUGCUGGACCAGAUCCAGACCCUGAUGCUGCAGAACCGCACCCUGCUAGAACAGACCAUGGAGAGCAAGGACCUGUUCCACGUAGAGCAGAGACAGUACAUAGACAAGCUGAACGAGUUGAGGAGACAGAAGGAGAAGCUGGAGGAGAAGAUCAUGGAUCAGUAUAAGUUCUACGACCCCUCACCUCCACGGAGACGGGGGAAUUGGAUCACCCUGAAGAUGAAGAAGCUGAUCAAGCCGAGGAGUCGGGAGCGGAUGCGUUCCCUGACACUGACUCCCACGCGCUCCGAGUCCAGCGAGGGCUUCCUGGGGCUUCCUCUGGACAGCCAGGACUCCUCCUCCAUAGGCUCUGGCUCCAACUCCCUGGACGACACGCUGACACACAAGAGGAGCAGCACUCUGAAAAGGUUGCCCUUUAUGAGGACCAGAUCGAAGGAGAAAGACAAAGAGAAGGCCAUCUACCGCCGGUCCAUGUCUAUGAACGACUUGCUACAGACCAUGGCGCUGGCGGGGGGUCAGUGGGCAGGCAGCACAGAGAACCUGGAGGCGCCCGUCGAGACCAACGGGGGCAGCGGUGCCCGGCGAAUGAAAGGGCUGGGUUCCAUGGCCUACUCCACCAACGCUAUCAACUACACCACACUCACCCUGCCUUCAGGCAGCAGGGCCAAGAGGAGCCUGAAGAUCAAAGACAACGCUUCCUGUGAAGAUGUUCCAGCAUCCUCAGACGACCCCAUUGGGGUCAAAGGGCAAGCCUCCAGACCCUCCAGCCUCCAUAGUAUCAAGAACAUCAGUAGUAAUAGCAAUAAUAACUCCCACUUCUCUCCACUCCAGACCAAAGGCACAUUGAACGGAAACCUCAGCAGGCCCCACAGUGAGAGCAGUGGGGAGUUCAGCCUCAGUCUGGACCAGGAGGAGUGGUCCAGCGGGAGCAGCCCUGUCCAGCAGCCCCUGUCCCGCUCCUCUCACCAGAGCCCCAUGCUGCUGCGGAGGUCCCUGGACCCCCAGGCCAGGAAGAAGACGAGCAACUCCUUGGGCAGCGCCAGUGAAGUGGUCUCUCUACAGCAGUUCCUAGAGGAGAGCACCGACCCUGCAGAGUCUGGCAGCCAAGAGAAUCUGACCGUUGAGUCUCCCCGCCUCUCUGGAGGCGCUGAGCAUGUGCAGAGGGACCGGGCUGAGCGAGGCUCCACCUCCUGCACCGGCACUAAGGGGCGGGGCAUCCUGCGCUCAGCCAGUGGGAAGGCAGCGCCAGUGCACUCAGACAGCCGCCCCCCAAGGGGUGGCCAACCAGGUCGUCCCAGUCUACGGAAGGCAGAGAGUACGCGUGUGAAGGGCACGGUCCAGCCCCGGGUCGGCCUCUCCUCCCAGAGUAAAGCCAUGUCUGUGUCUGAGCGUCUGGACAUCUCCUCCACCUCCUUCUCCACGCUGCCCCGGGCCAGCAGCGUCAUCUCCACAGCUGAGGGCUCCACGCGUCGGACCAGCAUACACGACCUGCUGUCCAAAGACGCCCGGCAGCCCGUGUCUGUGGACCACUCACCCUCCUCAAAGGCCUCGCCUCGCGCCUCCACCACGCCCAGUGAGUACCCCCCAACCAGUAACCCCUCACAACACCCCAAUCACCAGUCCAUCCCCCUAGACCCAGCCCUCGUGCCCCUGUCCCUGCCCAAGUCAGUCAGUAUGCCCUGCACGGGCAGUCAGCAACCCCCCAAUAGUAAGGAAACUGAUCUCUCUAGCCUGGAGUCCUUCUUUGGAAAGUCCUUCACAGUAGAGUCAGUGUUUAUGGACUCCAUCUUCAGCGAGCCAACCUUCACAGGGGCCAAGAGCCAUACCUUCCUCUCCCUCAACACCUCCCUGGUCAGUAACAUCAGUGGUCCCCCAGGCAAAACCCACCCCCAGCCCAACUCUGUUCAAACUGCCCAGAACCAACCAAAUGGGCAAAAGUCCUGCCCACCUGACCAGAAUGGGGAACAGGAGGUAAUUGACACCAAUCAUGUGCUCGAUGCUGACCAAUCCGCAUCCCAACCCCUUAGCCCAGAGGACCAACAAUCAUUGUGGUAUGAGUAUGGCUGUGUCUGAAUGUGUGGCGCCCUGGUCAGCUACUGAUCUGGGACCUGCAUAAGGACCAAUGAUGGUGGGGGAGAAAGAAGGAACUCUGCAUGCUUUAUCAAAGCACUAUCAUACUAUGUUUUCUGUUGAGCUUUCAUGUUUUCAUGGCUGAUUUGUAAAUCACAAUUCCUCACCUCUUGGUUUGGUCUUUUUGUCUUGUGGAAGUGGGGUUCUCUGGAUGCUUCAAUGAUCUGCUCACACUAUUCAUUAAUCAAACCUCUUGUUUGGCUCACAUUUUAAAGCUAUUACAUGACUGCAUUAUGGGGGACAUGAAUAGCUGUUCUUGUUAUUUUAAUCAACAUUUACCAUUUAUUUUCCAAUCACAAAUGCAUCUUCAGGAAACAUCUUGCAAAGCUACAUUAACUAUCAUUUGGACAUUCAUUUCAUCUUUUUUUUUAAAAUGUAAUCUCCAUGUCAGAGGUCCUCCAGAGUUAACAUGGAGCUCUGUAUGAGGCCUGUAGAACAUGUCCCAUGAUAGGCUGUCUGAGGACCACAUUAACUGCCAAUAAGCUCUAUUUAUGGAGUCAUUAAAUAACCUUCAGAGGAAAGAGCUACUAUCUUUAACAGGAAACCAGUUUCUCAACUAUUAAUGUGAGAUAAUAGAUUGUUUCCCUUUUUUUCUUAUUGGGUGAUUGGUAUGUGGGAGAAUACUGUCCUCUCUAAAGUACUGUAUCGCAUUUCAUUACCAGUCUGAUUCUACUGUAUCGACCUCGAUGCAUAUUCACUGAACUGCAUGGCUUUAUUCUGUCUUGGUUUGUUCUGGACCUCUCAUUUUGAUCGUUGUGAUCAAAAUGGUUUUGUCUUUUUCUUUGGUGUGUUUGUGUUUUGUGCAUAUGACACGUUUUGUCUGUUCCAUUUAAUUUUCUGAACAAAUCUUUCUCAAUUGGGGUUAAGGGAUGGUUUUGGAAGAAACGUCAUUCACUAAAUGAUUUGUGAGGAAAUUUAAGUUGUAGAGAGAAUGAUGCCUUCCUAGUGUUAGUGUUGAGAGAAAUUUGCAAGUGAGACGAAUGUGAUUGUCAGAUUAUUUUGUGAAUGAAGGUUCUUCUACUCUUGGUUGUCAUGGUAUUGGAUCUGGGUAAGGUGUCGUGAGAAUGCUCACGGCCACAAUACAAAUUCCAAUAGCACAAUAACUUGUUUUAGGUUAUGUAUUAUUGUAGACUGACUGGGUACACCUUGUACAAACGUAUAUUAUGAACCAUAUGAAGUUAUAUUCAAGGGCAGAAAGCACUCCUUUAUUCACCAGUAGUAGGAGUAGUGAUGUCUUUGGUAGUUUAGAUGUAUUUAUUUCUGCUUCGUGAUGUAUUUACCAUUUUGAAAUAGUUUUAUCGUAUUUAUCUUGUGUGUAUAAACCAUUAACUGCAGCCUUUAUUCAGAUGGAAUAUAACAUGCUUUUGUUCUGCAGAUGUGGAAGUGUUACAAGAGCGCAGAAAGUCAAAAAGCGGAACUGGGGAGCAACAAAGCUCCUAAACAUUAUUGAUGAGCUCAAGUGGUGAGUGCUGCUCUCCAAGUCCAACAGGGAGAUGGGGGGGGGGCUCCAUGGUAACCCAAAGUGGUGUAACAGAUAUCCCAUCAUGGACGUGCUUGCUUAUGCUACGCUGGUGUGUCGUCGUCCCCCCUGGCCUGGCUGGUGCCACCCGGUAAAGGGCACAUGAAUGGACCGUCUGCAUGGCGUCUGGUGGAACACGCUUUGCCCAUGUAUGUGCCCAAUCCCUAAUAACAGGAGGACCUGUCUGUCCUGCUACACAUACAUGCACCCCCUCCAUCCCUCCCUGCUCCUCAGUGAUAUUGUGUGUCCAUAACUUUUUUCUGUUCGUAUUCAGGAAAAAGCACCGGUGGCUCUAUACAAGGUUGUGGUCCCUUUGCGAGCUUAUCUAUCUGCAGUACUGCAUGGCUUUGGUGUCGUGCAGCUGAAACCCCUCCCCUUAUCCUGACUGUCGAUGCAUGUAGACCGGUUUCCUGUGCGUCCAUAUCUACAUGUUCAUCUUCUUCUGUCAUUUCUGCCUCUUAACUUUUUUCUGUCCCCUUCUCUUCUUCUCUUCACUCUGUCUGCCUCCAGCUCAGAGGAAAGUGACCUUCAAGCUGUCUGUUUGACUUUGAAGCCUUUAAAAGUUGGUCUACUUAGAUGGUCUUCAGUGAGAAAAGCUUGUAAAAACAACAACAUUUAAAUCAAUUUCAAGAAUGCUUCAAUAGAGAAAAGUAAACGUCCUCUCUUGUUACCUUGAAUCAAGGAAACAACUCAUAAAUGGACAUUUCUAAAAUGUUACAUUUCAUAUUCAUCAUCUCCAGCAACCACCCCAACAUCAACAUAUGUGAAAAUGGCGUUUUUCUAUGUUUUGUAGUAAAACAUAGAGGAAGAUAUGUUUCCAAUGACAUCAUUGUUGUGCAUUGUGUGAUUUUUAACCAGUUAUGAGUAGGUAUUGCUUACUAAUUGGUUGAUGUCAUUGGAAAAUAUAUUUUUUAUACUGCAAAACAUAAAUGCACCUUUUUUACAUAUGUUGAUGUUGGGGUGGUGCUGGAGGUGAUGAAUAUGAAGUAGAAACAUGUUGAAAUUUCCCUUUAAGACAUAUAGGUAACUGCCAAAAUAAAAGAAAUGCCAACAAAGUGUCUUAAUAGGGCGUUGGGCCACCCAGAACAGCUUCAAUGUACCUUUUCAUAGGUUCUACAAGUGUCUGGAACUCUAUUGGAGGGAUGUG
Molecule: messenger RNA, 9547 nt
Organism: Oncorhynchus gorbuscha (pink salmon)
Lineage: Eukaryota; Metazoa; Chordata; Actinopteri; Salmoniformes; Salmonidae
Product: girdin-like
Exons: 32
Coding region: 762-6824 (2020 amino acids)
Biological process (GO): cytoskeleton-dependent intracellular transport; cytoplasmic microtubule organization
Cellular component (GO): centrosome; cytoplasm
Molecular function (GO): microtubule binding; dynein light intermediate chain binding
Source: RefSeq, a predicted model, not a curated record